Brugia malayi is the source of this 1236-nucleotide messenger RNA. RefSeq lists its product as uncharacterized. The transcript has 11 exons. Bases 1 to 1236 code for a protein of 411 amino acids. NCBI's taxonomy places the organism in Eukaryota, Metazoa, Nematoda, Chromadorea, Rhabditida, Onchocercidae. The record is from RefSeq and is a predicted model, not a curated record.
AUGAAGAUUAUGCCAGCAACGACUGUUAUCGUUAUUCAUAUUUUAUUUCAUAUGAAUAUUUCAAUGAAAAAAGGAUGCAUUGUGUUUGCGAAAUGUGUUGUGGUCAGCGAUCAGCGAAAACAACAAAGUGGAGAACAGAGCAAUAAAACAGCUGAUGAAAAAAUAAGAAAAGGAAGUACACUAUGGAUAACGAUCACAACUCCAUGCUAUUAUUGCAAUAAUCACCAUUUGUAUAACCAUUACGAAGACCAAUAUCAAAUCAUAGCCACAUUAAAUGCGGAAGAUAAGAAACUAGUGGAGAACACUGUUGAUGAACAAAAGCGAUGGCGAGAAGUUAUCAUUGAAGCGAUGGAAGUGCAGCAGGCAAAACACUAUAAGCAUUCGUUUAAUUUGCAUCACAACGAGAAUAAUAACAAUGAAAGUGUUGAUGUUCAGAUACUUAAAACACAAUGCUCAACUCGAACAUGUACGCAGACAUUUGUUGUGCUUUAUAAUGAUGAGCCAAUUCCUGCAGAGAUUGUCGUAUCUGAUUUAUCGCUUUUAUCUCUUCCUCGGAUAUCUGCACGACUAAGAAUUCCUGUUGAAUCGAUAACAACAUUAUUACUAAUUGCUGAUGAGAAAUCACAAUGGUGGAUUGUUGCUGUUGUAAUUGGUAUAGCUGCUAGUAUCAUCGCUACUGGAUGGCUAUGCUUAUUUGUCUAUUACAACAGCUGUGGUCGACCGUACACUACAACUGCCGAAAAACCUCUACAGACUAUUUUUUUAAAAGAUAAGUUUAUCCAAACUGCCGAGAAUGACAAUGGAAGCAUGUGCUUUGAGGUUCAGCCACAGGAUACUCAAAGUAACGAAAAGAAGAGUCUUAAAACAUUAUCCUCUGAAAAUGGUUCGCUAAACAGGGUGCAAAAAGAUAUGGAGGAUACUUCAAUAAAAGAUAUUAUAUCGGAAGCAACGGUAGCAACAACAUCAACAAACACUCGUAAGCAACGUAUCACCACAAUGGAUACUGACCAGCACCAAUUCGAUUAUCCAAUCAGCAUCAUAACCAGACCAAAAAGAAGAGAUGAUUUACGAGUUCAUAAGCUGGAAUCUCGGAGCAAUAUAUCCGUGCCCACGUUGAAGGAAAUUUGUGUGGAGGAAAAACUACAUCCACAUCCAAUUCCACCAACCGCAUCCGGUAUUCUGGAAGUCGGAAAUCUUACUCAGCAGAUAUAUUGGAAUCCAAUGAGCUGUUUAUAA